AUGGCGCACUCAAAACGAAACACCUCCCUCCCACACUUCACAUCCUACGAACGAAGCCUCCUAAAAAACACCUGGGGCACGAAGCAAAGCAACAUAGGCCGCGACAGCUUCCUCCCCUUCGCCUCAUGCCGACUAUGCCUGCAACCCGCGCGAACACCCGUCGUAGGCUGCGCCAGCAAUGGCGACCUCUUUUGCCGCGAAUGCGCAAUCAACGACCUCCUCGCCCAAAGACAGGAAAUCAAGCGCCUGGAGCGUGAGCGGGAUGAUGCGCGGAAGCGCAUUGCCGAGGAUGACGAGCGCACGCUGCGUGAGGUCAAGGAGAGGGAUCUGAGAGAUUUCGAGAGGGUUUCUAUGGGGCUGGAGGCUAGGGCGGAUGUUUUUGGGGCUAAUGGGAAAGCGCCUGCGAAUGAGGCUGUUGGUGGUGGUGCUGGUUUGGGGAGUAAGAGGAAGGCGGAGGAGGAGGAGAGUGAGGCGAUGAAGAAGUUUAAGGCUAGGGAGGUUGUUGUUGAUGGGAAGAGGAAGAGGGUUUUUGAGCUGGAUGAGAAGGAGAUGGCUCGGGUUGCUGGGGAGGAGAGGGAACGGCUGAAGAAGGAGUUGAAGAUGGAGAAGUCUGAAUCUAGCAAAUCUGCUUUGCCUUCUUUCUGGGUGCCAUCGCUCACGCCUGGCACGGAUGCGAAUGAGAUUGCAGCCAGUAAGACUGUCAAGUUGACGCCAAUUUGUCCCGGAUCGACGGAUGAGAGCCGGCAUAGCUAUUCGCUCAAGUCACUUGUUGAGGUUCAUUUCACUGAGGAAAAGGCGUCUGAUGGAACCGUGUCGAGGGUCUGUCCUAGCUGCAAGAAAAACUUGAGCAAUGGGCUGAAAGCUAUGCUCACGAAACCCUGUGGACAUGUCAUCUGCUCUCCGUGUGUUACAAAGUUUAUGACGCCUUAUGAACACCAUACACCUGACCCUCAUGCUUCAAAGGAGGAACAAGAAGCUGCUGCUACCUUACAUGGGCAGGUCUUGUGUUUUGUGUGUGAAACAGAUCUUACAGCACGUCCUUCGAAAAAAGACGAAGGCAGCGGGAGCAAGAAGUCCAAGAAGAAGGAGAAGGAGAAGGAUGCCAUCCAGCCCGGCCUGGUGCAAGUUAGUUCAGAGGGCACUGGCUUUGCUGGUAAGGGAGGAAAUGUGGGUAAGAAGAGCGGAGUUGCCUUCCAGUGUUGA
Penicillium nucicola is the source of this 1203-nucleotide messenger RNA. Its product is annotated as putative RING finger domain protein. The record is from RefSeq and is a predicted model, not a curated record. The coding region runs from base 1 to 1203 and encodes 400 amino acids. The transcript is spliced from 3 exons. Gene Ontology annotation, molecular function: ubiquitin protein ligase activity. Gene Ontology annotation, cellular component: nucleus. NCBI's taxonomy places the organism in Eukaryota, Fungi, Ascomycota, Eurotiomycetes, Eurotiales, Aspergillaceae.